Molecule: messenger RNA, 2669 nt
Organism: Oncorhynchus keta (chum salmon)
Lineage: Eukaryota; Metazoa; Chordata; Actinopteri; Salmoniformes; Salmonidae
Product: equilibrative nucleoside transporter 1-like
Exons: 13
Coding region: 276-1673 (465 amino acids)
Biological process (GO): uridine transmembrane transport; nucleoside transmembrane transport
Cellular component (GO): plasma membrane
Molecular function (GO): nucleoside transmembrane transporter activity
Source: RefSeq, a predicted model, not a curated record
UGGAACAUCCGGGUCCCCUGUUUAUUUGCAUGUGCCCGCGCCGCCACCACCAACCAUACCGCUUUAGGAAUGAAUGCAGACCCAGUUUGUAAGUUUUUUUGUUGAGAAAUGACUCGAGUCGACAACUGGAGCAAAUCUGUUGGGUCAAAAGAAUAACACCCACCAACUUUAUGUGGCGAAAAUUGAGCGCGUUUGAAUGUUAUAACAUCCCACCACAUUUCAUAAUCCGUGCCACAUUUUGACUGAAGAGUUGGUUCCUGCAAUACUUCAGGAAAAUGACAGCCAUCAACGCUCCACGGGACAAGUAUAAUGCAGUGUGGAUCAUUUUUUUCAUCCUUGGCUUGGGAACCCUCCUGCCAUGGAAUUUCUUCAUGACUGCAACCAUGUACUUCACCAACAGACUGAAGGACCCGGCCGUUGAGGGCUCAGCCAUUCUGACAGCCAACACUACAGUGGUGGAGGGAGACACGAGGAGCAUCCUAGAGUCCAAGUUCAACAACGUGAUGACCCUGUGCGCCAUGGUGCCCCUGCUCAUCUUCACCUGCCUCAACUCCUUCAUCCACCAGAGGAUUCCUCAGAAUUGGCGUAUCGCCGGCUGCCUGUCUGUGAUCCUGGUGGUGUUUCUGUUGACGGCGGUGCUGGUCAAAGUGGACAUGGGCCCUCUCCCUUUCUUCUCUCUCACCAUCAUCAAAAUCAUCUGCAUCAAUUCGUUUGGGGCAGUGCUGCAAGGCAGUCUGUUUGGCCUGGCUGCAAUGCUGCCGGCCUCCUACACCGCACCUAUCAUGAGUGGACAGGGUCUCGCUGGAACCUUCGCUGCCUUCUCCAUGAUCUGUGCCCUGGCCAGUGGCUCAGCCCUGCAGGAUAGUGCCUUUGGUUACUUCAUCACUGCGUGCGUGGUCAUCUUCCUGGCCAUCCUGUCCUACCUCGCUCUGCCCAGUAUGGAGUUUUUCCAGUACUACCUGGAAAGUAAUGGAUCCAAGCCAGCCGGCGGAGAUGAGGAGAACAAGAUGAACCUAUUGAAAAAAGCUAACAACAAAAGAGGAUGUGAGGAAUCAUACAGACUUUUGCGUUGUGUGACAGACAGCCCAGCAGAGAAGAGGCCAGUGGUCAGUCUGACAGAGGAGGAAGCCAAGCCCACGAUAUCUGUGUUUGCCAUCUUUAAACAGAUCUGGGUAAUGGCCCUCUCUGUGUGCUUCGUGUUCACCAUCACCAUCGGAACUUUUCCUGCAGUCACAGUUGAUGUCAGAUCCACCAUGGCCGAUGGAGGUGCCUGGGAUACAUACUUCAUCCCUGUGUCGUGUUUCCUGCUCUUCAACGUGAUGGACUGGGCAGGAAGGAGUCUGACGGCCGUGUGUAUGUGGCCCGGUAAGGACAGCGUCAUCCUGCCCGUCAUGGUGGGUCUCCGUGUGGUCUUUGUGCCUCUCUUUAUGCUGUGUAACGUCCAGCCCAGGAACAACCUGCCCGUGAUGUUCGCCCACGACGCCUGGUACAUCGUCUUCAUUAUCCUCUUCUCCUUCAGCAAUGGAUACCUGGCCAGCCUCUGCAUGUGCUUCGGACCAAAGAAAGUGGCACAACGCGAAGCGGAGACGGCCGGGACCAUCAUGGCAUUCUUCCUGUCUCUGGGUUUGGCUCUUGGAGCUGCCUUGUCCUUUGUUUUCAGAAUCAUUAUCUAGACCUGGAGUCCCCGCAACACCACCCCACCCCUCAGAACACUGUCUGCUCCUCUACCCGCCGUGCAGGACGAGGGGUGGAGGAGGAGGUGAACUUUGCUGUGUUGACUGUCACACGGCAGCAACACUACAACACUCAGAUGCAGCCAGCCUCAGAGCUUGAGUGUAUGUGCUUCCGCUCCUCCCACUGAAUUCUAAUACUCUCCAUUUUGAAAGAAUGCAAAGUUAAUCUAGUUCAGCUGCCUAUGUAACUACCCUCAUCUCGUGCUCUAGCUGCCAACAUGUCUCUCAUCCUGCAGGGAACAUGGUGGAAGACUGGAGAAGCGCUCUCAACUCAAGGGAGUAUUUCAGCUCUUAGGCCAAAAUGCCGCUAUGAGCCGUAAAUGGUGCAGGACGUAUUUCUAUGGAUUGUGAAAUGAUUGUGAAACUGUGCAGCUUCUAAUGUCUUAGUAUGUGUUAUCAUUGAGUUGUAUGGGCCUUCUAGUUUAGAAUAGGUUUUAAAUUUCAAUGAAGUUGUUUUAACAGCCUACGUCCGUGUUAAAUGCUCAUUAUGGUAGCGCUUUGCCCUUACAUGUAAAGGAAUUUUAAGCACAGCUACAACAAAUAUGCAGCUACUAAUUACAUGCGUUGUGCUAGUGAACGUGAACGUGAGGGGAGGAGAGUUUUUGUAAACUCACCCGUUCAUUUGUUCUGUCAGUUUGUGCCAUUUUUCGGGUUCAUCAUCAAAACCUUUUGUAUCAGAACUACAAUGAACAAAAAUACCGACACAACAUGCAAAAAUGUCAAAGAUUUUACUGAGUCAGGUCACAUAAGGAAAUCAGUCUAUUUUAAUUAAUUAGGCCCUAAUCUAUGGAUUUUCACAACUGGGAAUACAGAUGUGCAGAUAGCACCAUCGUAUAGAGUUGAUCAGUGGUAAAAUGUUGGGUUUUAUUUGUCUUAUAUACAGUGAGUGUCUAAGGCCUACUUAAAUUAUUAUUUGCAUAAAGUACUUCAACUAAU